Molecule: messenger RNA, 1065 nt
Organism: Phialemonium atrogriseum
Lineage: Eukaryota; Fungi; Ascomycota; Sordariomycetes; Cephalothecales; Cephalothecaceae
Product: hem-containing dehydratase protein
Exons: 3
Coding region: 1-1065 (354 amino acids)
Source: RefSeq, a predicted model, not a curated record
AUGCUUGAACCCGCCAUCCCGCCGCAUCUUCAGCGUGAGAGGACCCAGCCCUCGAAGCUGCCUCCGGACUACACCCCGCCCUUCCCUGCCUACUGUGCCCGCUUCCCCUCGUCGGCCAAGGACCUAGUCGUGGCCGUCAUCGGUGCGCAGUUCGACCACCGCGCCGACGCCGACAACAGCCCCACCCUGUCGACGCUCGCCGGGUUCCUCCUCCCUCGUCCUUCCCACGACACCACCGACAACUCCGCCGCCGCUGCGCGCCCAUCCUUCUCCGAGCUCGCCGCCGUGACCGACAACCGCGGCUUCUACAACACAUACCAGCGCUGGGCCGCGACGAACGGGUUCCAGGCAUGGUGGGACGACCUGGACCAGGAAGAAGAGCAGGGAGACGGGAAGGGCGAGGAGAAUAACACGCAGCAGCAUCAUCCGCCGCCGCACGGUUGGUUUCGCGAGAUCUUCUUCCCCACCAUGGACCGGUUCGAGACCGUCUUCUCAAACGCGGACGUCCCCGAGGGCGCAGCGUACAUGAGGGAGGCGGUCAGCGGGCCCGUGAGCGAGCACGUCUACUGGGGUAGCACGCGGCACCGGCUGCCGGCUGCGCAGGCGGACGCGCUGGUCGGAGAGAAGGCGAAGAAUCUGACGGUGAUACGGUCUGGGCAGGACUGGUUGGACACGUAUCCGGAGGAGCGGGAGCUGUACCUGGGCACGAUGCACCCGGUGCUGGAGAAGGGGAUGGAGUAUCUGCGGGAUCACGGCGGAGAGUUUGGGUGCUACAGUUGCCAUUUCAUGGAUAUCGUCGACGAGGCCACGCUGCGGCUGGACAAGAUGGAUCGGACCUUUGGCCUCGCCUACUUCGACGACUUGGCAUCGCUUGAGCGCUGGAGUAGGGAGCACGUCACGCAUCUAGACAUCUUCGGUGGGUUCCUGAAGUACGCAAAGAAGCUGAACGAUAACAUCACGCUGAGGUUGUUUCACGAGGUGCUGGUGUUGCAGCCAGAACAGCAACUCUUUGAGUACAUCGGCUGUCACGAGGGGUCGGGGGGACGGGGAUGUUGCUGUCUUUGA